This is a messenger RNA of Podarcis lilfordi (Lilford's wall lizard), 25511 nucleotides long. NCBI's taxonomy places the organism in Eukaryota, Metazoa, Chordata, Lepidosauria, Squamata, Lacertidae. The record is from the annotation of a GenBank genome assembly.
AUGGCUCCCCCUUCUCUCCCCUUUGCUCUUUUGAGGAAGAAGGCCAGAGCUGUGUGGUAUUGGGGGGACGACGACAAGAAAGGAGAGUCAAACGUGGCCUCACAGGUUUGCAAAUGGCUCAGUCGUAAAACUGGAAGGAAGGAAGGAAAUGGAGAAAUAGAAGAGAAAGUGUUUUUAAAAUGAAAGCACACAAAAGCAGAGAGGGGCCUCUAAUUAAAUCCGAAGAUGGGAUUAACGGAAUUAUGCAAUGUUCUGCAUGCAUAAACAACCCAGUCUUGAGGCACUUUCUGAAGAGAGGGAAAGUCAGGCAUGAUCUGUUAAUAUUUUGGAGGGGGAGGGGGAAGGCUACUAAAGGAUGUGAAGAGUGGUUUGGAAAUGCAACAGGACUCUGCAUUCACAGACCCUUGAAAGGAGAGAGGGAAGGAAGUCUUUUUGGAAAUACAGAAGGGCUCCGCAAUCUGUGCGUCUCCAUCCUUAAGGCUUUACGAAUGACAUUAUUAAGAUUUAUCUAAUUCUUGUGGUCCUUUUUGCCAUCUCACCCAUGAGGCAAGGUGAGGCAAUCGCUUCAGACGGCAGGAUCGACAGGGGCAGCAGAUUCUAAUGUAAAUCUUUAUUCCCCUUCUUCCCUGGUGGGGAGGGAGGAUGCCAUUUUGAGGUCCACCUCAGGUGCCAAAAUGUCUUGGGCCGACCCUGGCAUAUGGACACUUUUCUAUCUACUAUAUGUUUUGGAAAGUGGUUCGUGUGUCUGUCUGCCCAUCUGUUCUAGAAUGGAUUCAGACUCUUCUCAAGAUAUUGUAUCCAAGCUUGUAAAACCAGGCGGGGGCAAAUGUCCUCGUUGGCAUUCAGAUGAUGGGCACCAUUUUGAAUCAAGAUGACAGACCAAAGCAUGACUUUGGUAUGACUUUGCCUCAUUUUUGGUUGGAUGGAGCCAAACUCACCAAUUAUGAGAUCCAUUUAAAAACCACAAUUAUUAUUACAGUGGUACCUCGGGUUAAGUACUUAAUUUGUUCCGGAGGUCCGUACUUAACCUGAAACUGUUCUUAACCUGAAGCACCACUUUAGCUAAUGGGGCCUCCUGCUGCUGCCGCCGGAGCACAAUUUCUGUUCUCAUCCUGAAGCAAAGUUCUUAACCUGAAGCACUAUUUCUGGGUUAGCGGAGUCUGUAACCUGAAGUGUAUGUAACCUGAAGCGUAUGUAACCUGAGGUACCACUGUAUUACUACUACUGUACAGUAUUUUGGUUUCUGCAAAUUCCUGGGUACUCCCUGCUAAUCCAUAUAGGAAAAAUGUACACCUGCUACCUUAGGAAAGGGCUGCAGUGAUAAGAACAGCUGCUUUAUGAGGUUCAGUCCCUGACAGCAUCUCUAGGUAAGGCUGAGGAAAGAAUCUCUGCCUGAAACCCUACAGAGCAGCUGUCGAUCAGUGAAGACAGUAUUCAGCUACAUGGACCAGUGGUCUGACUCCAUGUAAGGCAGCUGCCUAUAUUGUUACUAUCAACUACUGCUGAUUGUGAUGACAAGAAGCUCCGCAUGAAUAAUGGGUGACUGUAGUUCACUCUGGACUCAAUGGGAGCUUUGCCACAGACUUCUCGGCAGAGAAAAAUCCUCUCCAAAGCCUUGCAGGCAUGUCCUGGGUUAAGUCCCAGAGUUGCUUCAGCAGAUAAAUAUUUGAUUUCUAUUCUCAUUCAGGCUCCUUUCCUUGGUGUCGAUCCAGUCUCUGGUAACAGUUAAGAGGUCUUCUUCACUCCACCCCCCCCCCUCGAACUCAGAAAUGUGAAAGAGUCCAUUGAUAUCUCUCUAUUUGGGGGAAAUACAUGACACAUGCUGCUGGUUUAUAACAAUGCAUCAUGGUGUGAUUACUAGCAAGGUCAUUGCAAGAUACUAUCGAGUCAUUUUUUAAACCUUAUUUGGUGGGAUGGUUCUCAUAUUUCAAUGGGGCAGUUGCGUGACAAGAUUAUUAUUUUUAAAAACGUGCUCUUAUGGGGAUUUUGAGUCUUCUCUCUCUGAAAGGAAGACUUGGUCAGGAUUCUCAGUUUAUGAGCUAAGCGCAUAUUCCCCCCCCGCCCGUUAAAAAAAAACCCCAGUUCUGCUUUCCUCUUUCCCCAUCUUCCCAUCUUCCCUUCAAUUCCCCUCAAACAACUUUUUUUAAACACCGCCCAAAAAAACAAAAACUUCCAGCACAGUAGAAGGUUUGUUUUGUGUUGUUAUUUUCACCUUGCUGUUUCUUUAUCCAUAAAUUUUACGAGGCAGUAGAAUAUUGAGAGAAAAUACCUCAUAUAUUUAGAAGAGCCCCAAAAGAGCCCUGAAGCAGAAGCAGCAGGAUCAGGCCAAAGGGGGCCCAUCUAGUCCAGCUUCCUCUCCACCAAAUGGCGAGACAGAAGCCAUUAUUAUUAUUGGCAUCUAAUUUGCAUUUAACACUGAAGACUUUCAGGAGACAUCAAGAUAACACAUUUACAAAGAUUUAUUUCACCGUUUCUUUAUUUGCCUCACAUUGUACACACAAUAGCAUUCUCCCUCUCAGCAAAUCCUGGGAACUAUAGUUUGUUAAGGGUGCUGGUAAAUGUAGCUCCACAAGCGGAAACUACCAUUCCAUCAUUUUUUUCUCUCUCUUCUGGUGUGCGCAGGUACUUUAAAGGUAUGGCGUACAUGCAGAUGUCGCCAUAACUUACAGGAUUUCAAAAACAACACAUGCAAACAUACCCCUCCUGGCCUCCUUGAGAUGUCAGCCUUGGCCUUUGGCCUUAGCCGCUGUCAUACAUGGUGUGUGCCGUGCUUUAAAAGAGGAUCAGGCAAAUUUGCGGAGGAAGGGGCUAUCGAUGGCUACUAGCCACGAUGGCUACGCUCUGCCUCCACAGUCGGAGGCAGUAAAUGCUUCUGAAUUCCAGUUGCUGGAAACCACAGGAAGAGAGAGUAUUCUCAUGCUUGGAUCCUGCUUGCAGUUUUCUCAUUGCGGCAUCUUGCUGGCCACUAUGAGAAGAGGAUGCUGGACCAGAUGGGCCAUUGGGCAUCUAGCAGGCUAUUCUGAUUAGGGCUGGGCGAUAUAUCAAUAUAUUGCCCAAAACUGGUUUGAAAUGGGAAUCGUGGCAGCGGCAGCCUCAGCAGCCCGGAGCCAGCCUGUUAGUGCAGUUGGCUCUGGCUGGCUCCAGGAGCUGCUCGCUGCCGUGGCACCCGCCAUUUUUCCUGCGUCACAGCAGUGAGAAGCUCCUGAAGCCAGCCAGAGCCAACUGCACUACCAGGUUGGCCCCUCCUGGGCAAUAGCCACCCGCCUGUGACUCCCAAGCCUCCCCUGGUCUGUCAGAACAGAGGGGGAAGGAGAUAGGGGAAGGCUCGGGAGUUGCGGGUGGGCAGCCGUUGCCCAGUUUUUAAAAAACUCUGUGCAUUUAUGUUUCAUAGGGUGUGAAAGAAGGGCUUUGCACCUUUUUUAUACAAUAUGCUUGGGGCCAGGGUCUUUUGCCUCACCAUCCCCGCUACUGACUCCCUGUUGCUACUCAGCUUCCAAAAAAAAAAGUGCUCCCAGAUUCAUUGAAAAAAACUGGUAACCAUAACCUGGGUUCCUUGAUGGAAGGGCAGCAACAAAGGCCAAUCUUUGACUAGAGACAAGUUGGCUGCAAGUGAUCGGCUGGUCCCUGCCUGCCUUUUGGGCACAACCAAAGAGUCCUUGGCAGGGGCCCAAACCCUUGGAGGAACAUCCCCUCACUUGUCGGCCAAAGUCAUCUUCAAGUAAGUUGACUCUGCCCUCAUACCACUCUACUUUCCACACCCCAGGCAAAGAGGGGCCCGGACUGGAAUUCAACCUUGUGUUCAAUUUCAGCUAAAUUUUUGCAGUUUACUGGAAACGUUAUGUCAUAAUCAAUGAGGCAGAAGGCCUUCCUGGAAUCGGAGCUGCUUCUGCCUUCUUUUUGCAUUUCGUGUGCUGCUGUUGGGGUUCACUUGCAAAGUGGGAGGUUUAUGCAGCCUUCCCCAAGCAGGUGCCCUCCAGAUGUUGUUGAACGACAACUUCCAUCACCUAGUGUCAUGGCCCAUCAUCCAGCCGGACACUGAGGUCCAGUGCCGAGGGCCUUCUGGCGGUUCCCUCGCUGCGAGAAGUGAGGUUACAGGGAACCAGGCACAGGGCCUUCUCAGUAGUGGCACCUGCCCUGUGGAACGCCCUCCCAGCAAUGUCAAGACAAUAAACAACUAUUUUACUUUUAAAAGACAACUGAAGGCGGCCCUGUUUAGGGAAGUUUUUAAUGUCUGACGCUGUAUUGUUUUCAAUAUUUGGUUGGAAGCCGCCCAGAGUGGCUGGGGAAACCCAGCCAGAUGGGCGGGGUAUAAAUAAAAAAUUAUUAUUAUUAUUAUUAUUGGCAUGUGCCCUGGCUGGAGCUGAUGUUGUAAUGGGCUACAAGGGUGUCUGGAAGGCACCAGGUUGGGGGAACCUGCUGUAACCUCUUUCGCUCCAACAGCGGGUCUAAUUUGCAAACGCAAAAGCAGAGCUAAUUGGUUAAAUCAGGCAGCCUCCUGAGCUUAGCGCAAGGAAAGAGUGUUGGCUGGAGGAGCCCGGAAAGUCCAUAGCUCAGUGGCAGAGGACCUGUGCUCUGCAGGCAGAAAUUCCAAAUUCAAUCCCCAGGAGCACGUUAAUGAGAAACUUAUUUUCAGGGUUGUGGGUUUGGGCCCCACGUUGAACAAAAUGAUUCCUGCAUUACAGGGGGUUGGACUUGAUGACCCUUGCGGAGUAGUCCCUUCCAACUCUGCAAUUCUGUAAUUUUAUCUCUAGGCAGGGCUGGGGGAAAACUCCCUUUCUGAAACGCUGGAUUGUCGCUGCCUAUCAGUACAGUGGUACCUCGGGUUAAGUACUUAAUUCGUUCCGGAGGUCCGUACUUAACCUGAAACUGUUCUUAACCUGAAGCACCACUUUAGCCAAUGGGGCCUCCCGCUGCUGCCGUGCCACAAGAGCAUGAUUUCUGUUCUUAUCCUGAAGCAAAGUUCUUAACCUGAAGCACUAUUUCUGGGUUAGUGGAGUCUGUAACCUGAAGCGUAUAUAACCUGAAGCGUAUGUAACCCGAGGUACCACUAUAUAUACAAAGCUAGAUGGAGCAAUGUCCUGACUCAGGAUACAGCAGUUUCCUAUGGUAUUUUUUGUAUGAGUCAGUCCACGACACCUGCGGAGCAGCAGCAAUCCUGCGGGAUCACUGGACCUAACUGGGGAAAAGGCCACCCAUCUUCAUGCCAGGAAUCGAAUAUUGUGGCCCGUACCAGCGGCCAACAAACAGCCCCCGAGGGGAGGAAAGCUGCCUAGGCCGGGGUGGUCGCUGGAUGGGGGAGCUUUGCCUGGACGGAGAAGGAAGGGAGCAGGUUGCUCCUGAAGCAGCUGCCGACCACCCUUUCCCUCCACCUGGCGGAGAAAGGCGAGAACUGCCAGGCUUUUCAAAAAUCCCUUCAGCGGAGAGUCCAUGCCAGCUGGUUCCUGUUUGGGACCGGCCUUGGGCGGUCCAGUGCGGGGCAUCCCUCCCCAUCUAUCAGCCAGGGGGAGAGAAGGGGCCCGAUCCAAGCGCAGCAGUGCCCCGUCCUUCUCACCACGGCGAAAAACGAGGCUUCCCAAGCGCGCCUCGCGGGGGUUUCUCACGCACCUUCUCAGUGCCGGUGCCAGGCUAUUUUGCGCCCUAGGCAAGGCUGUUUGCACAAAUUGCUAACUUCCAUUUUCAUGAAGGGGUUUACUGUAGAAGUUUUGUGUACUGCACACAACUCCCCCCCCCCGUCGGUCAUAUGCUUACAGACGUAAGCAUCCUUUAAAAAUUGUGAGGUGCAAAAAUGAGGAUCUGUCUUGACUGUUGUAACAUGUAACAGCACUGAAAGAAACACAAGCACAAAGUCGUCUUAUUUGAGCUUAAUGGAGCUGGCGCACAAUGGACCCUUUAAGGGCCUUUUAAAAUUAAAAUUAUCUUAAAAUGUGAGGUUCUGGACAUUAGCACAUCUCAAAUAGGUGCUGACAAGGGGUGCAAGGCAUCCCAAAGGGAGGGGGGUGGAGAGAGAAGAGAACCCUGUGUCAAAGAUGACCACAAGGUAUACCAUCAAAAGCCCUGAAUAACAGGAUCAAGACAGACAGCACAAAUCAUUUUGAACCAUCUUGUGAAUUUGUGAUGUUAAAAUUUUAAGUCUGAUGUUAAGAAUUUAGAUCUCUUAAAAGGUUCAGUUUCAGAAUUUUUUUUCCCCUUUGCAAAUUUUGCCACCUCUUCCUUCAGGCUACAUGCUGAUGCUUGCGCACGUUCAAUCGAUCUAGUUGCCUCUUGGACUGCCUGUGUGAAACAGAUAAGAGGAGCAGAGCGAAGAGAGACUGGGGGCGGGGCGGGGACAGUUCCGACCCGGAAACUAGGCGAUGCGCAUGCCACUCUACCCUGUUAAGAAGUCUAGGAGCUCGUUCUCGGCGCGCGGAUCUGUCUCGCUGCGUCACUUUAGUGCACCCGCGGCUGUAGUCCCUAAGGGGAGGGGCGUGCUGGGGCGUUGGUGACGCGUUUGAUCUGCGCCCUGCCUGGCGGCGGACAGAGCGGAGAGGCGGUGGGAUUGAAAUGCCGGAGGCGGGAGCAGGUGAGCGGCGGCGGGUGGCCUCGCUGAGGAGGCGGAGGAGAGGCCCGGCACGUUGUCACAAAAGCCAUGCGAGGCAGUCCCUGAGCUGCCUCUUCUUCUGGUUAGGGUUACUCGGGAGAAAGUCCCGCCGUGGCCCAGAGGGGCUCAAGUCCCUUCGGUCGGCGCAGGCUGAGCAGCCUCACCGCCUCCCUCCUGGCGGGCUUCGCGCCCUGGAGGCCUCUCCGCGCCUAAGGCGGCGGCUAAACGGCAGAAAGUCUUUCGAAAGUGUUGUUUGUUUACUUGAGAUAUUUAUAUGCUGCUGUUUGCAUUUUUUGGCUUAAGGGCUCGGGCAUGAAUGCCACCAGAGCAGCUUACAAAAAUCCGUGCUGCAUUAAGAAGCUGCUUGCUUGCAAUAUAUAUAUAUAUAUAUUGCCAGCAAGCAGCUUCUUAAUAUACACACACACACACACACCCCAGACAUACCAUACGAGGGAAAAGGAAUGUGAGGGAGAAGGGAGGGAGAAGCAAGCUCAAGCACAAGGUUUUAAAAACUGCAGCCACCACUAGUGGUGUUUCAGGCUGCCUUGCUUUUGGUAAAGAGUAGCUGCUCUUGUGAAGCACCCCGCCUCCAGUGUUAGAAACUGAUGUAUGAAAGCUUGGAGCUAAACAGCACCUUAAACCUAGGUUACGAGUGCAACAACAGAAUGUUUAGGCGCUUUUUAAAAAAUAACAAUACAAAGCUGCAAACGAAUGAACUGCAGCUGAAAUCUUACGUUCAUUUUUUACGUGCUCUAGUCCUCAUCUGAAGACUGCAAAAACAAACAAACAAACAAACAAACCCAAAGCCAUGCUCCCCCCCGCCCCCCGUAUUCUUAUGAGGGUAUUUUCUCCGGUCUUCAGAGAGUGGCUGGAAGUGGGGAGGUAGAGAAAGGUCCUCCUUUCCUUCCACUCUGCAGUUUUAAUCUGAAAUCAUAGGUGCAGCACUGUGCCCAGACCUUGGAAGCUGCUCACGCUAAUGAAAUUCCUUGUCGCAAAACACACCUAGAACAAUGGGAGUCUCAAACACUGCCCACCUUGUCAGAUCCAAGUGCAGGUGGCAACAUCCAGGGCAGUGCCUGCCACACACUCCUUUCAGACAGCGUAACUUGAUGGCAGGCAGAAUCCUCACAGGAGGGGCUUUGAUGGCAUCACUGUUUGAGCCACCCCAGAGCACUCUUCUCUCUCACACACACCCAGUUACAUCCAGGAGCAGAACUGGUGAUAACAUUCAGGUCAGGAGGCUGAGGCAUCUCCAGCUACGCAGCAUAUAAUAAAUGGUAUCAACCAACAAGGCUGAGGUCCCAGUUUGAGGCCUUUCUUUCUCUCCUCUUGGCAGCUUGCUGAAAUGACACCACCGUUUGGCCACAUCCGAGGCACAGAGAUGACUGCCCAUCACUUUCCUCAGCACAGUUACCUCUUGGUAAGUUUCACAGCAGUUGAUCUCUGUGCUGUUUUGCCUGAGUUUCAGAGCUGCUUUUGCAUAUUGGAAGGAUGGAGACCUGGGAAAGGGGUUCUUGGCAAACUCAUAUAAGUUUUGUGGGUAGACCAGGGCCUGGGUUCUUCACAUCUCAGUUUGAUCAGGGUGGGAAUGACCUGCUUACAAGUGACUGAUCACGGGUUCUUUGCUUUGUCUGAGGUAGAUUUCUUUUCUUUUCUGUUUAAAACAGGAUAGCUUAAAGGCUGACUGUCUGAACAAGCCUUUCGCUCAGAGGUGCCAUGAUCUUGUGACUGUCAUUGAAGAUUUUCCUGCCAAGGUAGAAGGCUCAUUACUUGUUCAGGCCUAUAAUAUUUCCUUGUUGUUCUGCUUUGGAGUGUAUUGACCUCUGAUAAAAUAUAUAUGUUGUCAGGGUAGGGCAGACUGCCCUGUUCACUCCUGCCUAAUGGAGAGAAAACAUGAAAGAGCAACCUCACAUUUAAAUACAGACACAACUACAAGUCAAACUGACAAACUGAAAUAGAGAGAAACUGACCAGAGGAAUUCACCUUCAUUUUGCUGAUGUCUCUUUGUCAGGUUUUGUCCAGUAUUUCCACUAGCUGUUAGUCUUAGGUCUCCUAGGAAUAGAAAAUUUGGCACAGAUUGGUUUCUAGACAGAAAAUGCCUACUGUGGUUUGGAGUAAACAAUGUGUAUCUUUGUUUUGAGCUUUUCUGUUUCUCUUCCCCUGGAAGGAACUUCAUGCCAUCUUUCCCUGGCUGGUGGAGAGCAUCUUUGGCAGCUUAGAUGGCAUUAUUUUAGGUUGGAACCUCCGUUGUUUACAAGGAAGGGCAAACCCUACUGAGUACAACAUUGCCUUGGACUUUCUUGAUGCUGGGUAAACCUCUUUAUUCAGGAGGGCGGUGGGAAGAGCUCUGAUGUGGUUCCAAGGGUUACCCCCUGUCCUUCUUAAUGUUUUCUUUCUUGCUGCCUUUUUUUGGUAGAGGCCCAAUGAUGAAGUUGGUUUACAAGCUCCAAGCUGAAGAGUACAGAUACGAUUUCUCUGUCUCCUACCUUCCUGUAAGUAUCUAGGAAAGGAGGUGAUAAUAUCCACACUACCACUUUGAAUCCAGGAUAAAAUAGGCAGUUUAAGUUCCUAAUCCUUUAUGCGGAAGUCCCACUGAUUUCAUAUGAACGUGUUGAGAUUAAAAUGGUAAGUUUGAAACCUUUUCCGCUCUCCGCGGUACACAGAUGCUGCCUGUUCCUCAGCUUGCUGAGCAGUGGGAGCUGAAGCCUUAAACUCUUGGGCUACAACAGAGAAGAAGGGGGAGGUUUAGGGCUCCAGAAGUGGUUGUUGGCUUUCCACACCCCAGAUCUCAGGGGGGUAAAUGUUUGUACACCUUAAGGGCUGUUUUAAUCAUAAGGUCUGUAUUUUGUGUCUAAUCAUGCCAUUGUUCUUUUCAGGGCCCAGUGAAAGCCUCAAUACAAGAGCGGAUUUUACCAGAAUGUUCUUUGUACCACAACAAAGUCCAGUUUCCUCCAUCUGGAGGCCUGAGCUUGAACUUGGCCCUUAGUAUCCUUUGGGCAAUAAGCCCAGUAUCAUUUGUCUUCAUGUUGUGUGUAUGUUUGGGGCGGGGCACAAAUCAUGCAGUAGUUCAGUGAUGCCAAACAGUCGGUGGUGAGAGGGAGACCAUCCUGAUUCUUGCAGCUUUCCAGCAUGAUUUCUUUGCCCUCUGCUUAGCAAGGCCCUGGAUGGAAGUUGUGUUCCCUCUCCCAAAACAUAUGAGAAGGGGCCAGCGGCUGCACAUUCCACUCCAACUUUACAAAACUCCUUGCCACACAAGCUGCUCCAAGGCGAUUGCAUAUGAGUGGCUCCUCCAGGUGAAGAUAAAUUGCAUGGAAAGCCCGUGGUCUGCCAGCUCUUAGAAGCCUGGGGAACAAGCGGAUUGUUACACUCCCACCAGUUUCCCCACCAUUGUGGAGGGAAGUCAUUUUGGUUCUUUGCAUGGCUGCAGCUUGCAAACUCUGAUCUUUCUCAGUGCCUAUCUUGGAUUUCUCCCUUAGAUGUUUUUCCUUCUGUUUUAGCUGCAUUUUUAAGUGUCUUGCCAUGUUGAUAAAGUGUUUAACAAGAAGGGGCACUCCCACCUUCACACCCAAAUCCUGAGAAUAGAAUAAAACACUGACUAUAGACACUUCAUUGGAUGGUCUUGAAUGGCCAAGACUUGAUGCUUCUUCAUGUUUUCUGUUGGACUUUAUCCUUGACUCUGCUGCCAGAUCCCUUUGAAUAUUACAUGUUCUACUUUGCAUUAAGCCUGAUUACACCGAAGGUAAGCAAAAAGGCAGCUGCUUCUUUCAAUGCAUUGCCUACUGUUUGCUAUGCAAAUGAGAUGAGAAGUUGCAGCAUAGUUUCGUGCCUCUUGUGGUUUAUCCCUUGUUGACCCACCUCUCCCUCCCCCUCCACACUUGCCAUGAUGUUUGGUGGUGUAAAGUCAAUAUUUGUAUAAAUAGCUUCUUAAAGUGCUUGAAAUACUCUGCUUGUCGGUCUUUCCCUUGGCACUAAAGUGUGCUUAACCAUUUCAGCUUGUCACCUGAAUGCUUUGCACUAAGAAGAGAGUGGCAGGGGUGUAGGGUUGCUAAACAAGUGGGGAGAGGGGGACUGAGCCCUGCAGAAUUGCUCCUUCCUAGCAGGUCCUCACUGCCUCUGUUGUUGAACUCUCACUGUAGCACGUUGUGUACCAGGCUCAUUUCUCACAAAACGGCAGAGAGGGUGGUAAAAUCGGUAUGGACCAUGCCAGGCUGUUGGUGGGAGCUACCGUCAUAGAGGACUGCUCCUCCAGAGGAAAACAGAAGAGGAGCCAGACAUAGUGUGAUAGAAAAUUAUGCUUUUGAGUAGCUUGAAUUUUUUAGGCUUACCCAUAAAGUUCUCUAUUUGAGUUGAUACCACAAGAGGAAUGACUUGGGAUUCUCUCUCCUCUGUGUUUCAGAACAUCUCCACGGCCUAUCAUAUCAGCAUGUCCAACAGUGCUUACUUUGUCCUAGUGGAUCGGUACUUGAAGUGGUUCCUGCCCACAGAAGGGAUUGUUCUUCCACCCCCCUCCUCUUCCGAUGCAGGAGGGGCUGUCCCAUCACCUGCUCCCCGGUGAGUACUUGUCCUAGUUUUCCAGAUUACAGGUUCACGGUGUACAAAGAUGGUAGCAGGAGUCAUCUCUAUAUCCCAGCCAACAGUAUAGCUCUGCUCUUGCAAUGAAGCUUUGAGUAGCUGAAUUCUAAAUUUCCAUCCGAAAUGGAGACUAAACCCAAUUUUGGGGAGGGGAAAAAAAUAAAAAAUGCAGAUUUUCCCCUGCUCCACUUUGUCCUUAGGCCCAACCCUGACUACUAUCCUGUUUGGGUGACCCUUUUGGGAGGUUUUUAACUUGUGUCUUUUCUUUCUCCUCCCGUCUAGAUCUCCUGCAAUGUCGUUCAGCUCCUACGGGAUGCAUCCAACAAGCCUUCUAAAAAGACAUGUUGCUCACCAGACUUCAGUGAAUGCAGACCCUGCUUCCCAGGAGAUCUGGAGAUCGGAAACCAUGCUUCAGGUGUGCCCAGGAGGGAAGGAGGCUGUGGUGCAGCGGCUGCUCUGCCUGGCUGUUGCUGCAAGCUCUUCGGGGAUAUUGCUUUAGCUCAGCAGGGUGGGGGACAGGCAAUUGUACAAUACCAGGCCUACUUCUGGGCGGGGCCUGGGGAACUGGGGAAACACACCUUUAAGAAAAAGAAGAGUUUUCUUUGCCUGUAGGAGAGGGGGAGCCUGCCUCCCUCCCAAGUGUUGCUGAGCUACAACUCCCCAUCCCCAUCACCGUUGGACAUGUGGGCGGCUGGGAGUUAGAAUCCAACAAUAUCUGGAAGGUUACAGAGGUGUGUUUAAUUAAAUGGUUUUUUUCUGAGGGGUUCAAGGAACCAAAAAGGGUUUUAGGGGUAGGCCUUCAUUGCAGUUACCUGCCUUUUAGUACCUUUCUGCUGUUUCCCUGCCCCUGCCCCAGAAUCCCAAGCUCUGGAGAUCCCUAAUCUGGGGGGGAAAACAAGUCAGCUAGCACAAAUGUACCUGACCACUUGGUUUCUUGAACUCGCCACAUCCAACACUGAUUGAGCUAUGUCUUGAAACAGCUUCAGACUAGACCCCAGGAGCAGAAAUCACUCCAAAGGCCGGCUCUGGCUACUGCUGUAGUAGGUUCUUUGGUCCUAUUCAGGCAGGUGAACAAGUUCUUCUCUUCCUAGGUUUUUGUUGAAAUGUGGCUUCAUCAUUACUCCCUGGACAUGUACCAGAAAAUGCAGUCCCCUCACAUCAAGGUAAGGGGCUGAGCUUGGGCAUCUCUUGCUUGCUGGCCUCCCUGUUUGAGGGGCUGCAGGGAAAUGCAACUGCUGCUGCCUAGCUCUGGUCUCUGCUUAAUGACAAGAGCUGCAGAGUGAGGGGAGGCUGUUGGCACUUAAAUAAAAGCAAGUUAGGGUUGAAGUGGGUUUCUUUGAUACAUCAGCACUCGAGAGAGGAGUUCCAGCCAAUGGAGAAAGGCUUUGCUUUAUGUCAAAGCUGAGGGAAGCUCAAUUCCCGCAGAUGCCGGUUGCAUGUCUUGGAAUGUCUGUGUUGUUCGAGUUAGAAAUAGUUAAAACUGCCUGAGAGGAAAGACAUGAAUUUGGUAGGCAGUUUUGUGGCAGGCCCUAAUUAUGAUGCUAGGGAAAGUUCUUGGCAAACAUUGCUCUCCAGUGCAGCAUUUUAUUUAAUUUUUCUUGUUUACAAAAACAUGUAGACACAGAAAAAACAGAUAAGUAACAAAGAAAAAAAGGGGGGAAGCAAUAUAGAGUUGCAGAAUGAAAUAACAGCAGCAAACCAGUAUACCAAAUGACAAUCAUACUUCACUGAAUAUCAGAUGGUAUUUAAACAUUGGUGGACCUCUGUGGGUGAAGGUUCUCUGCCUGCAGGCUGGGAGCUGUAAAGGGCCAUCCCUAAACCUUAGCUUUGUUUGCUUGAAGGAUUUAUGUCAAACUUGAUAAUGUUUACUGUGGUUGUUGCAAGAACUCAGUAGGUCAGGGGUCAGCAAAGCUUUUCAGCAGGGGGCCAGUCCACUGUCCCUCAGACCUUGUGGGGGGCCAGACUAUAUUUUUGGGGAAAAAUAUGAACAAAUUCCUAUGCCCCACAAAUAACCCAGAGAUACAUUUUAAAUAAAAGCACACAUUCUACUCAUGUAAAAACACCAGGCAGGCCCCACAAAUAACCCAGAGAUGCAUUUUAAAUAAAAGGGCACAUUCUACUCCUGUAAAAAACACACUGAUUCCCGGACCAUCCAUGGGCCGGAUUGAGAAGGCAAUUGGGCCGGCCCCGGCCCCCGGGCCUUAGUUUGCCUAUCCAUGGUUUAGUAUUACUUUAAUGCUAACCUGGAGUCUCUUGCAUAGAACACCUGGGGCAGAUUGGGGAUUCUGCUUGUACACCACCCACCCACCUCCUUGCCUGAGUUGAUAGAGACCGUCUCUGAUUUCGUGUUGGGACAGUUUCAACUUCCGUGGUAGUUCAGGACUUCGUGGCAGCCAUGGGGGCUGCCCCAGCAUAUCUUCGCCCCAACAUGGAUAUCAGCAGGACAUACCAUUGAUCAGGCAGAAGGAUGGUAGUCUUGAAUGUAAGAAUCAACAUCUUUCCUCUUGUUGUGGUUGGAUCAUUUCCCAUUGAGGUGUGGACUUUCUGCUCUUCAGGUGUGGAGAGACCUGCAGGUGAAUGGAUUCAUAUUCCAGAGGCCUUAGGUGGAUAUUUCUGCUGGUGUGCCUGGAUCUCAGGAGAGCCUGGCUGUGGGGUGCUGAGCUCUUCUUCUCCCAGGUGGCCAAAAUGGGGAUGCAGGUGGUUAUGCAAGAAAGGGCCUCUGUGAUGGUGGCUCUCCAGUUAUGGAAUGCUCUCCUGGGAAAGAGAUGCUCACAUGUCCCCUGAAAUGCAGUCUUGUCAGAACUAGGUGAAGAACUUUCUGUUUUCCCAGGAUUUCCAGUUUCCUUUUUAAACCCAAGUUUUAGUGCUUUGUAGAUACUUGGUUUCUUUAUCGCAGGUUUUAUUCUGGUGGUGUUUUAAAAUUUAUUUCUGAUUUUAUGUGCUAUGCUUUGCAUUUUCCUCUCUGUAUUUCAGCCAGAGAAUUUUUUCUUCCACUGGUGGUGUAAAAAUGUUGCAAGUAAAUAAAAACACCCUUGUAUUGCCAGCAGUGGGGUGGGGUCUGAGGGCUUGCUUUAGUUAGGAUUUGAACUGAAAACGUUACACUUUCCUUUCUGAAUGCGGUGGCAUCAGCUCUUACUUAAUUUUACUGGAUUUCUAGAAGCACACAUACACACAUCCUUCACCCUAAAGUCUUGGGAAUAUAUGUGAGUAAAAUCACUUAAAAAGUAAAGCCACCAGCCCCAAACAGUCAUAUGUUAAUCAACUGCACCUGUCAUCUACUGAAGCCCGUAUGCUUGGCAGUUCUCUGCAAAGUAUUUCUGAGUGUGCAUGACAUUGUAUACAGUUAACUCCACUUCUUCUUUCCUCGAAAAUGCCCGUCUUUCCUCUCCUCCCCCAGUCUCAUGCUCACUUGCCAUCCUGUUUGUGUUUCUCCACAUGCUGUUGCAGGGAGGGAGGCUCAUGGCAUCAUUGUUGGUUGUGUGUAUUCUGUUUGCAUCCCAUAUUUUAAUAUCUGUAACAGUUUCUAGCGCCAGCUGCUACUGCGCUGCAUUUCUAAAUUUGAGAGUCCAGGGCCAGAGAUCCAGGAAAAGCAGGGCCUGGGGAUCGGCCCACUUAGAUCCAGAUUUGCCAUGUAUACAGUCUUGGGGCUGAAUACAUACACUUUGUUUUGGCUUUCACUCUCUUGUGGCAAAAACGGCCUUCCCUCUCUCCACCCUCCCCCAACUGAUCAGCUUUGGAGGCUGACUUGAAUAUUGUCUCUUAAUGUUUUCAUAGGGAAUCAUAAGUUCCGGGCCCACAGUUGCAUAUUCUGCAGUGCAGGCAGAGUGGAUGUUUGCAUUGGAGCCUUUGGCCUGGUGUACCCUUGAUCAGAUUAGCUCACACCCAGCACAAGUUGCAGGUGCAGGACUCCUUGUGUGGCGGCUUUGCCAGGGCCCAGUGGCGCUUGUUUGUGGACACACACAGAAGGCCACAAACACUAUGCAAAAGCUGAUUGGGAAAGUCCUGGUAAAUCUUGAUACUCACAACUGUGACUUGGGUUUCCCAGAAUCCAAUUGCUGAUGUUAUAUUCCAACUGUUGCUGCAAAGUCUCGAACCACCUCCACAGUUCCAGGAGCCAAAAUGUGUGUAAGAACUGCCUUGCUGGGUAGAGAGAAGUCCCAGCUUCUCUCCAGUUUUGCCAUUUUGAGCCAAACACUUCUGAUAAGCCCACGAUCCAGGAGCCCCCAGCCCUUCCUGCCUAAUACCUCUCUGCUGUCCCUCACUGCCAAAACACCUUGGCAUUUGGGUUCCAGAGAAGAGCUUGCAGCCUGAAAAUGUUUGUGCAACGUGAGAAAAGGGGGGGUCAGACUUUGCUUGAGGCUAUUUUGCGCCAAGGAUGUGUGUCCCUCUUCACAUUGGCUGCAUUUGUCAUUCAUUUGUGACUCAUUCUUGGGUUUUGCUUUUUGUUUUUUUUCCUUGUCCCCCCUUCUUCCUGGGCUCAUUCUCACUGGUUGUUUUCCCCCCUGUUUCUUUCCAUUUUUGUGUUUGCCUCUUCUACCCUUCCUGCCCUCCCCCUUUUGUGUUGUGUCUCUCAGCUGGAGGUUCUCCAAUACCGGCUCAGUAUCUCCAGUGCCCACCGCAGUAAUCCUGCCCAAUCCAGCUUCCAGGCCCUCCACACAUACCAAGUAUUUUCACUUUUCUUUUCUUUCUUUCUCCCUCCCCCCUCCCCCAUUUCAUUUUACCGGUAUUUGUGUAGAAAUUAAAAAGAAAAGAUCCUUCCUACAGUUUGCAGUGUGGUGUGGGCAGACAUUAGGGGUGUGGAAAAGUACAUUCUGUUGGGGCUGCUGUUGUAAAGAGGAUUUUGAGAGUGAUGUGGGCCUGCUCCUGUGGGCCUAUUAUUUCCCAGGGAGCACAGAAAACAAUGCCAAAUCCAGGUGAUGGGUUUUCCCAAAGCUCGCUCAUUCUUCCACUUCCUUACCCUAGGCAGCAACAACCUCCUGUGAUGCUCCACCCACAAAAGGAGGGGGAAAUAUAUCAGGCUUCUCCUUUCUAUGGAGUUGCCAGAGUCUGGUGACUUUGAGUGUGUCAGAAGCUGCCACAGCAUUGCUAGGAAAGGAGCAUGUCCAGUUAGAUCAGCUGGUCACGAGCUUGAGCACAAAAGCCAUUUAGCUAGCAGCUUCUACUCUCUUAACUCCUGAAAUGUGCCAUUGGGUGAUAACUGCAGAGAAGAGAUGAAGCCUUUUAAGGCCCAGCCUAGCUUAGAACCGGUAGGGAACCUGUGGAGAACCUCCAGACUACUUACCAGGUCCAUCCUCCCUGACCAUUGGCCACAUGGACUGCUGGGAAUCUCGGCAAUAUCUGGAGGGUUAUAGAUGCUGCCCAUCCCUGGAUUAGGAGGAGCACCGGGGUCUGCUUGCAAGUAUUGAUGAAAGGAGAGGUUUGGAGCACCCCUUUGCCACAGACGUUUGCUUUGCUAACUGGGCUGUGUGCUGCUUUCUCACCUUGCUCCUGUCGAUGAAAGAGGAGCUUGGGGACAGCAUUAGUCCUGCCUUGAUUAAGUGUGUAUGUGGGUGUCUUUUUAAUAAAAACACAUACACACAUCAUCAUAAUCCGCUUCCAGUUAAGAGCAGCUGCACAAGGCUAAAAACCACAUAGACAGCUUGAAAGGACUCAUUUGGGGGACUGCAUGUUUGCAGAUCAUAACGAAAAUGUGCAUGCACAGACUGCUGCUGGGAUUGGUUCUUUGUUUCCCUUCUUCCCUUCAAUUCCUUGGUGGUGACGGGGGCCAGUCAAAAAGGCAUUGUGUGUGGUGUUCAGCCACGAAGAUCCUGCCUUUAUAUUAUUUUCAAGAGCAGCUUUCUAGUCUUCAUGAUUUAAAAAGUGGUUACAGCAUCAUCUUAGAUGCUGGGAAUUAUUAGGAGUUUGCUGUGUUACGAUCACCUCGUGAAUCUCCUCCCUAAAGGUGAGAUUUUUGGUGCAUUAACUCCCAUCCCACUGCCUCCUAUAAAAUGGGCCUCUUCACCGGAAUUGUGGUGGGCCCCAGAAAGGAGCAACCAGAAAAAGUGUUCUACACCUCAGGGUUUAAUAAUAAUAAUAAUAAGGUAAUAAAGACUAGGACCUAGGUGCAUGGCUACACCUUGUCCACAGUCAUACCAAAUAUUUUGAGAGGGGAGAAAAAUCUUGAUCAGCUGGGAUUCUCAGUUUAAGCAUAGCAAAGCAGUUUUUCCCUCACUGGAGGGGGAAACAUUUAGCUUUUGCAAUAUUGCUGCCCUGCAAAUCCUGUUGUUUGCCAUUGUGACUGGGGCUGAUGGAAGUCUGAAGUCCAGCCACAUUUGGCAGGGCUGUUCCAAGGCAUUUUGCUGCCUAAGGUGGAGCAGCAAAGGGGAAGUGCAUAGUAUGCCACUGCCAGUUCGGACUUCAUGAGCUUAUUGGUGGAACUGGGGUGUGUGGGUGUUGUUGUUUUUUAACCCCGAUAUGUGCAUCACUUAAUGCUGCUUACAUUGAAUUGCACUUGUCAUCCAACUGCCCAUUCACCUAGUUUGGAGAUAUCAUUUUGGAGCUCCUCACGAUUCCUUUUUGUUUUAACCACCCUGAACAAUUCGGUAUCAUGAACAAACCUUCCUUCCUCACUACUUACCCCUAAACUCCAUAGCUGUUUUAUGAACAAGUUAAAAAGUACCUGUCCUCCUUUGGGGACCCUGUUUCUUUCAUUCCGCCAUUGGGAGAACUGUCUUAAUUCGUUCCCAGUCUCUGCUUCCUGUUCCUUAACCUUUCCUCAGUCCACAAGGGGAUCCUUUCUCUUAUCCCGUGAUUGCAAAGCUUCACUGGCAACAUUUGGCUGGUGGGUGGAUGCUGUGCUUGUGCUUUCUGCGGGGUGAGCGGUGGUGGCGGAUGCCCUGAGGGUGGUCAGGAAGGCAAAGUAGUUUGAGCCACUUUGUGAACAGCCCUGGGCAACUUAAGUCAAAACUGUACUGCAAUGAGUUGCUCACGCUCUUCUCAGCAGUAGGCGAAAUUACCUUCCUACACUCAGGAUGGAAGUGUGGGACACACUUCACUUCUGCGAUUUGGUUGGCCAGGAACUAAACUAAAGGGUCUGCGGACACCUCUUUGCUCUGCUCUGUAGCGCUUCAGCUCUCUUUGCCCUUUCUCUCCACCCCCUCCUCCCUCCUGGCCUUCCUUUCUGGCAGGGAGAGGACUUACUCCUUAUUCCUCUUCUCCUACUCCUCUUCCUCUUGCUUCUGCUUCCGAUCCAGGAGUCGUUUAAGCCGACGGAGGAGCACGUCUUGGUCAUCCGGCUACUCGUGAAGCACCUCCAUGCUUUCAGCAACAGCCUGAAGCCGGAUCCAGUUUCUCCUUCUGGGCAUUCCCACACUGCCAGCCCGCUGGAGGAAUUCAAGAGGUAGGUUUGUUCUAGGCUUGUUCAGGUCAGCAGCACCCUGUGCAUCAGGGAGUAAGCGUGCAGGAGAGGGCCAGCUCUCAUGAUUUUGCUGUUCCAUGAAUCCUAUCUCUGUUCCUAGAAGAAGAGAAUGGAAUAAAAAUCACAGAUUCCCUCUCUGCAUAAACCAAGAAACUAAGCACAUUUCACAGCCUCCAUGCAUAGAGCAUGCAUAGCGUUGACAUCUCCUGUAUGGUACAUUGAGCUGGAGAAGCCUCUCUGUUUCCAUACCCAAAUGUUAUUCUUGCCUCCUGCUUUGCUUAUCUUGGGGGGACCUCUCAUGUGUUUGCAGGAUUGUGAUUCCCCGGUUUGUUCAGCAAAAACUCUACAUAUUUCUGCAGCACUGCUUUGGUCACUGGCCCUUGGAUGCUUCAUUCAGAGCUGUAAGUACCUCCAUUGAAUUUUCUGUUUUGUGUGGACUGUGCUGAAGAGAGGAGAGUGUUAGGGCCAAUUUUUUCCAACAUGCAGAUUUAUAUAUUUUUUUCUAUUCAAUGUGAUCAUCAAACAUGUGAGUGCAGCAUGAUUUGCAGAUUGUGACCUCUGAUGCAGAGUGGUUUAUUCUUGUAAAUUUUGGGAAUGUGGCCUUUUUUAAAAAAGCAGGAUCAGGUUUCUAGUCCUCAUAAAGCAAAGGAAAAAGCAUGAAAAUGAUACAAUCUUUUUGCCAAAGGCUUAGAAAGCCAAGAGGUGUCUGGGCUGGCAUCCCAGUGGAUAAGCAUCACCUGGAAUUUGUCUGUUGUUGCUUUUAUAAAAAGGCCAACACUGGUUUUCAAAACUGUUUUGCACCUGCACCUCAUCACAAGUGCUAAGGGCUGCAUGGAUAGCAUAGGUAAGUCGGCACAGAUUGACAAGGAAGCCUUUUUGUGCUAGCCGAAACACCCGCUCAUCACCACCACCACCGUUUCCACUUCUGACUCUGUCAUCUCUGUAUGUGUUGAGUGGUUGGGAAAGCCAGUAGGACAAGGCUGCUGAUCCAAAUCUUCACAAAGUCCACAAGUUCAGGGAAACAAGUUGCUGAACACAACUGUGCAGUGAAACCAACUGUAAUGAAAAGCUAAUCUUCUUGUCCCAGGUACUGGAGAUGUGGCUGAGCUACUUGCAGCCUUGGAGAUAUGCGCCUGAGAAGCCCCUUCUGAGUGCCGAGUCAUCCCUGCCUCGCAGCGUACCAGAGAAAUGGUAAGUGUUAGGAUGGUCUGAGUUACUGCAGAUGGAGGGGAAACUCACCAGUUCCUGCAGUAAGCAGGUUGAGAGCUGUGUAUGAUGGUUCCAGGCCAGCCUUCCCCAACCUGGUGCCCCUCCAAAUGCUUUGGAAUACAAAAGGUCUGAUCUGGGCAGUGACCCUUUGCCACUGGUGGCCACUUGUGUCCCUGUUUUGAUUUGCGGGUGACUGCAGUGGUUGUGGGUGCCCACGUGGAGAAGCUUUGCGGUAUCAGACUUGUCCCCGAUUCCUGCUCUGCCCUUGUUAGUGAAGGUCAUUGUCAUAGAAGUAAGAAGAGAAGCUGUAACCAAAGUGAGGAGGCUUCCUUAUGCAACAACAGCAGCAAGAAUACUCAUCGCAAAGUAUUGGAAGACACAAGAGCUACCCACACUGGAAGAAUGGCAGAUGAAAUUGAUGGACUAUAUGGAAUUGGCGGAAAUGACUGGCAGAAUCCGUGACCAGGAAGAAGAGUCGGUGGAAGAAGAUUGGAAGAAAUUUAAAGAUUAUUUACAGAAAUAUUGCAAAAUUAAAGAAUGUUAGAGUGAUGAUGGAUUGAAAUUAAGUGGCUUCUAGCUGUACAGGCUUUAAAGUUAUAUAUAGACCAAGAUUAAGAUUAGGAUUAAAAGGUUAAAAGAAUGGAAAAUUGGCUUUUAAUAGGUAAAAAUUUAAUGUUAUAUUAUAUUAAGAUUAAGGAUUGGGAUUAAAAAGGAGGGAAAGGAAUUGCUGGACAAACAAACUGAAUUGGAAUACAAAAGAGGGAGGUAUGAGGAGGUCCAGGAAAUAAGUAAAUUUUAAAGUAGCGAUGAAAAGAUGGAAUUGCUUUUAACUGUUUUUUCUUUUUUCUUUUUGUAUUUUGUAUUGUGUAUUUUUUCUUUUAUUUUUAAUUUUUUUUUCUCUUUUUUAUUUUUGAUGUAUUUCUUUUCAUGUGAAACUUUAAUAAAUAUCAUUUUAAAAAAAACAAAAACAAAGUGAGGAGGCUUCCUAAGCCUCGUCUCCUUAAAUUCUUGCCUGCUUGGAAUGCACAUUCUCCCAAUUUGGAGGUGCUCACAGCAUAAUCCUGCAGGCCCACCUUACUCAGUGGCAGGGAAAGGGCAGUCCUCUUGCUGGCUAUGUAAUAUGUCCCUUUGUGUUCUCUUAAAAGGGCCUCUUUUGUUCAGGAGAACUUGUUGAUGUACACCAAGCUCUUUGUCAGCUUCCUGAACCGAGCUCUCCGCACCGACUUGGUCAGCCCCAAGAAUGCCCUGAUGGUCUUCAGGGUGGCCAAAGUUUUCGCUCAGCCCAACCUUGCAGAAAUGAUCCAGAAAGGUAAAACAGAGAGCAUGAGAAACCUGCCCCCUUUCUGUCUCCCUCAGCAACCUGUCUGUUGCUUUUCCCUUUGGCAAAUAGGAAAAGCCAUCAGGGUGGACAAGGUGAGAAAUCUGGCUGACUUGGUUGCUUGUCUAAAUUCCUUCCAAAAAGCUCCUGGUGUGAGAGCCACUGCCACUGACCCAGUGAGAAUAGAAGCUUAGAGUCUCCCAAGUCCAAAUCCUACAUGGCAACCUUCCUCAACUUGGAGUCCUCUGCAUAGUUUAGACUCCAGCCCCAGCAUUAUACAACCAUAGUGUACAAUGGGGCUGCGGAAGGCUGCUAUAUUGCAUCAUGGCGGCUGACACCUUUGCCUCCUGAGGGCAGCUGAUCAUUGGUCUUAAGAGCCCAUCCUUUGGGGCUGCCAGUUCAAGGUGCUAGCAGUAAGGCUACCUUGCAGCAGAUUACAUAGGGGCAACCAUGUAAAAGGUGUUGCUUCCCACCCUUCCUUUGCAGGAGAGCAGCUCUUUCUGGAAACAGACCUUGCCCUUCCUCACCGCCAGCACCGCCUCUUCAUUAGUCCUUCGUCUCUCGGAGGGAGCUUCCUGUCAUCCCGAGCUCCGACCAUCACAGAUGCUUCAUUUAAGGUGAAGAGCCAUGUCUACGGUCUUGAAGGACAGGACUUCCAGUACAAGCAGAUGUUUGGGCCGGAAGUCAGGAGCCUGGUAAGCUGCCACUUGUGGUUCUUGUGACAUUUUGGGAGGUGUGCCUUGGUAGCCUUGCAGGUGCCAAGUCUAACAUGUUGCUUAAUUGGGAGGUUUGAAAGAGUGGAGAUUCUUCCUGACAGGACCUCUGCAAAUUGAGCCUUCCCUUACUGCACCAUAGUGACUUCCAGUGACUUGCGAACCAGGUCUAGAACCACCAGCACUUAUUCUGAGGUGUGGUUUGUCUCAGAUCUCUGAAGACUCUUGUUUCCCACAGUGCUUUUUCUGCCACUUGCUUGCUUGGUCGGGGCAAGCUUUAUAUUCCUGGGACCUCUGCCUUAGUUGCUUGCCUUGCUGUCUUCCAUCAGGUGCUACGAUUGUCCCAGCUCAUCGGCCAGGCCCAGCAGACAGCCAAAUCCAUAUCAGACCACUCUGUGGAGGCCACAACUAGCCAUUCCUUUCUUUCCUGGUUCCGCUUUGGUUCCACUGACUUGAACGGCUCCUACACAGGCAAUGACUUGGACGAAAUGGGGCAAGACAGUAUUAAAAAGACAGAUGAAUACUUGGAGAAGGCCCUGGAAUACUUUUGUCAGAUAUUUCGGGUAUGGCAACAACAUAUAUCCCAAUUAUGUUUAUUUGCAAUGCAGGAUGGUCUGAUUAAUUUGUGGAUGGGUGGCCUUUGCAGGAUCAAGGGCUGUAUUCCCUCAUGAGAAUGGGAUUGGGGGUGGGGGAAGGGGAACCAAAGUCAAGUCUUUUCAUUCUCCCUCCAUUUAUAUUGAUAUAUACACACAACGCACCCUGAACCUUCAGGCUGCUAUGCCAAGGAGCAACAGGAAGUAAGUCAGCCUGGCACAAUGCAUACAUGACACAAUCUUUACCAUUCUGGGCAUCAUGCCAUGGUGGCUGGGUCACACAUAUGUCUGGCUGCCUAAGACCCAGUCAUAGAGGGAUAUUGGAAGUAAGAUUUCAGCACUGAACUCCUGCGUUUUUGGGUAGCUCCCUCCUGCUGGCUCUCCCGUUUCUUGGUGCAGUAGUGUUGCCCAGGAGACAGGAGAUGACCUAAGGAUUUCCCUUUUGUACGUUUUGCUUUUUUUCUGUGUAGCAACUGCAACUUACUUGAGAGGCAAGCUUUUGAGAAAGUGAGUGUUCAUAGAGCAGCCCUUCUUUGAAAAUUAUGAAAGUAUUUUUUUGUGUUGGCCUUCACAUCGAGGCAUCUUGUCUCCACGCCUGGAGGGCUCACAGCUCUCUUUACUUCUGAGAGUUGACUGCUUUGCUAUCCUAAGAAGUGGUUGGGGCAACCCAGUCAGAUGGGGGGGGGCACAAAUAAUAAAAUUAUUAUUAAGCUUCAAACUGAUCAGAGAGAAAGUGAGGGGCAGAAUUUGAUCCCUCCCUGUGGUGCAAGCCCCAAGCCUGCCCAUCUCUGCACAGCCUUAUCUCUGAUAUGCCACUUUCUGGCCUCAAGUGUUUGAAGUGGCUUAGAUGGUAUAAGAGAGAAAAUGGAAACAGGUUUACACUGUAUGGAGAGAUUUCAGCACUUGCUGCUGUGUGUUUGGGCUACUUAGCUGCCAAGAUGUGUCAGCUUGCCUUUUUUGGUGCGUAGUAAUUAUAUAAACUAAUUUUCAAAUUAAUGUUUGCCAGUUGAACGAAGCCCAGCUGAGCCAGCUGAUGUUGAACUGGGGGGCAGCUCAGGAUAAGAAUGGGAAGAAGCAGCUUCCAGACUGCAUUGAGAGUGAAGACGGGCUGAUUCUCACACCUCUUGGCAGGUACCAGGUAAGAGGGUGGCUGGCCUGGCUAGUUUUGCGAGGUUGCAGUCAACAUUAAUUUUUCAGUAAUCUUGUGAGUAGCUGAAGAUUUGAGUCCAGAUUAAGAGCCAAAACAACCCUUGUUCAACAUUCCUUGGAAGGGUUUUAGAGGCUUAGGCCAACCCCCAGACCCCACCCCAGUAGUGUUAGAGGAAUUCUAUUAAAGAACACAAAAACUCUCUAAGAGGUACAGUUGUACCUCAAGUUACAAAUGCCUCAGGUUACAAACGCUUCAGGUUACAAACUCCGCUAACCUGGAAGAGUUACCUCGAGUUGAGAACUUUGCCCCAGGAUGAGAACGGAAAUCGUGUGCUGGCAAGCAGAGCAGCAGUAAGAGGCCCCAUUAGCGAAAGCACGCCUCUAGUUAAGAGCAGUUUCAGGUUAAGAACGAACCUCUGGAACGAAUUAAAUUUGUAACUAGAGGUACCACUGUAUAAUACAUCUUUGAUUAUUAACUUCAAAAAGAAAAACUGAUAAAGAGUUGGAUCUAAUGGGGUUAAAAAGCAAGCCAAUCUUGGUCUGCUGCUGUAACCUUACCUGAAUUCUGCCUGUAGCAGCUUUAUGAUUUAAAUGAGUCUGCAAUGGCCUAGCCUGUAUAGCUCUUAAAAUUUUGAAGAGCUGCCGCCUUGUAAAAAAAGUCUUGAAGCUCUAAGCCUUUUAAGGGUACAACUUAAAAGUGCAACUGUUCUCCUAGAUCAUCAAUGGCCUACGCAGGUUUGAGGUGGAGUACCAGGGAGAUCCUGAGCUUCAGCCCAUCCGAAGUUAUGAAAGCACCACUCUUGUGAGGCUGCUGUUUCGGCUGUCCUCAGCCAUUAAUGAACGAGUAAGUGCUGUACAAAAUCUCCUUGCUGCUCUUCUGAGUCCGUAUAUCCGAAACUGUACACUUGGGUGUUCUUUCCACAAUGCUUGCCCUGCUCCUUUCUGUUCGGAAGAUUGACACCUUUCAUUUCAAUCUGUUGCUUUUCAAGGCAGUUUGCAAGGAACACACUGUAAUCAUAUACCACCGUAAACCCUGACACACACACCCAGCACACACACCGUAAACCCUGACACACACACCUGGAUGCUGCCAGACUCUCCCUCCCUUCAGUCUCAGACCUAACAGCAAUUGGAGCUGAGGCUUUUUCCUGGUAGUAAAGGAGGAAGCAAGCUGCUUUGGCCCGUGAAUGGGGCCAGGCUGGUCCUCUCCUUUGUGUGAUCAUCUUCCUGGAAGAUGUAGGAUGAAGCCUCCCAGUGGAUCUCCUGGUCCAGUGUCAAAGGCGGCUGGAGAAUGAAUUUCACCCCUUAAUGGUAUCGGACCCUAGAUGUGCUCUGUCCCCAAAGGUAUCAGUCCCACUCCAAGAAAGCCAAUUGGAGAAUUGCUGGUGCUCUUGGCAGCUGUAAACAUAUAUGACAGAUGUUAUUCCCUACCUUUGGCUUUCCUGAACAGCUGCAUUAAAGGGAGUUCCUUUUGACUGCAUUCCUGAAGCUGGAAGUGGGCUUGUGUGUUGGGCAGAAUAGACUGAUUCAGGUCCUUUCCAAGAAGACCUCUUAACAAAACCUAUCAAGAAGUCAGUCCUUAAUUUCUUAUCAUUCAGACAUAAGUGUUUACCAAACAUUCCUUACUUGCAUUGACUUUUUUCCCCUCCAUGCUUAGUUUGCAGACCAAAUGGAGAGACUCUGUGCCAAAGAGAACUUCCUUGGCAGCUUCUGCCGCUACCAUCUCACCAACCCCUCCCUCGUGGAAAAGGCCAGGCACAGCCCACUGAGCCAGCAGAGGCUGGGGCAGAUUCAACAGCCGAGAGUCAGCCUUCGGUUUCUGGCAAGCUACAGGACUCUCCUUUCUUUACUCAUGGUAUACUUCAUUGCCUCGUGGUUCUGCAUCAGUCCGGUGACCUGUACCUUCCUCCUCCUCCUGGGAUAUCUUUUCUAUGCCACAGUUAUGACUCUCCUGGCUGAAAAGAGAAAGCCUCAUCAACACUAA